Closterium sp. Naga37s-1 is the source of this 1550-nucleotide messenger RNA. The record is from the annotation of a GenBank genome assembly. Lineage: Eukaryota; Viridiplantae; Streptophyta; Zygnematophyceae; Desmidiales; Closteriaceae.
CUACCCCUUUGCUGCUGAGUGGACAGUGCAGCGGUGGGAGCGAGCCUAUGCCAGGCUGCCGCCACGUCAGCAGGCUCUGCUGUCGCACCUGCCAGACAAGUAUGCCUCCAUUCGCAUGCGUAUAGCCCACAAUGCCCGCUUUCUCACAGAAAUGCUGCAAGCGUUUGAGCCGCCUUUCCCUCCCCCUCAGUCUUCCAUGGGUCAUGAUGGGGAUGCUUGUCAACAUAGCCAUGCCCAUACGCAUGACCCCACCCAUACGCAUGACCAUGCCCAUUCCCAUGCUCACUCACACUCUGACCAGCAUCAUUACUAUCAGCAGCUGCACCACCCCGAGCAGCAACAACAGCAGCAACAGCAGCAGCAGCAGCAGCAGCUGCGUAACGAAGAUUUCUCAGUCAGGGGUCUUAUACCUGCGCCAGGAACUGUCAGGAACCUUCCUGUAAUGGAUGAGUCCAUGGGGAUGGACGGUCAAGAGCACCUGAUUGAAAACGGUGAUGAGGGGAGUGGAGGAAAGGGGAAGAACAGCACGCAUGACAACGCUACUGUGCCUUUUGAGUCGACUCAAACGUCGCCUCGUAGCAACAGUUCUAUUCCUGCUACUCGUGAGGGAGGAGAGCAGCUCACAAAAGGAGGGCCAACUGCAUUGGUUCCAGCAGCAGCAACCCAGCAUCUGUCACACGAGCUUUCACAUGAUGUAACCCGAGUUGGAACUCAGGGUGUAACUCCUGCAGCAGCUCCGGGUCAACAAUCCCCAGGUGUACCCGGGUUAUUUACCCAUGUGCCUCGGGUGUAUCCCCCUCCCUGGUUCCCCUUCCCUCGGGAUCUUCCGGACGUGCCUCCUGCUGACGUGGACAAGGUUCGGUGCGUGCUUCGGAACAUAGUUCGGGAUUGGGCGGCGGAGGGCGUGGCAGAGCGAGAACAGUGCUAUGCUCCCAUCUUGAGGGAGCUUCGUAGGAAGUUUCCUGAGCUGAGGAAAGCAGAUGGGAACAGCAGCCCAGGACAACAAGCAACUUCAGAGCAGAAUGAGAAGCAGCAGGAACAGCAGAAGCAGCAGCAGGAACAGCAGGGGCAGCAGCAGGAACAGCAGAAGCAGCAGCAGGAACAGCAGGGGCAGCAGCAGGAACAGCAGAAGCAGCAGCAGGAACAGCAGGGGCAGCAGCAGGAACAGCAGAAGCAGCAGCAGGAACAGCAGGGGCAGCAGCAGGAUUCCCUUCACCCGUCCCAUCCUCACACCCCUACCUGCCUGGUUCCAGGAGCAGGCUUAGGGCGACUUGCCCUAGAAAUUUCUCGCCUGGGAUUCGAAACCCAAGGGAACGAUUUUUCAUAUUACAUCCUCAUCUGCUCGGGUUUUCUCCUCAAUUACCCCGAGUUUUCCGGGCAGUUCUGCAUCUUUCCCUGGAUCCUCUCCAGCUCGAAUAACCUGACCGACGAGGAUCAGCUUCGGCCUGUGCUUGUCCCGGACCUGGUGCCGAGCCUAGCGGGAAUCACCGAUGGAUUCUCCAUGUGCGCAGGCGAUUUUGUGGAGGUUUACAGUCACCCGGAGCAGAGAG